GCCUCCUCAGGCCUCUCCUCCCCCCUCCUGGCAGGAACGUAGCACGCUCCAGCUCAUCUCGGUUCUCUCAGGAGGACUGAACCACUGAGGGCGUGGCAGGGUGGAGGGGUGGGGGGUCGUGCUAGCAGGGAGGAGCGCUGCAGUGAAACUGGGAAAGGCUGGCAUCUUCCUCCCUCAGUCCUGCCUCAGCGUGGGAUGCUCUCUGCAAAGUCCACGGCAGAUUUUUCAUUUCCUGAAAACAACACCACCAAAAAAACCCCAAAACAAACGGAUAUACUUCAAGAUUAUUUGUCCUGGGUCAAACUAAUGAAGACUCCAGAUUGGAUUUUUGAUUUUCCUCCCACAAUACAUGACUGCAGCGACUUUGACUUUCUACUUUCAACCAAAUAAUAAAACAAGCAAAUGAUGAGAGAUCUCUAUAGGAUUUAGUUUUUGGUCACCAAACAGUGCAAACAAGUGUUAUAACACACGUCCAUUGUGUUAUCUUUCUGCUAGAAGAGACAGGAAACUCGCCUUUUAGUUCCCCCAUUAUUAAAUGCUGAUAUAGCUGAAAUGGCGGACCAUUACCAGAACAACGUGUACCACCAGGGAGGCGGGGACAGCUAUGGGACUUACGGAGAAGGCGGCGGUCCUGACGGCUACGGCUACCAGGCGGAUUAUCCUCCUCAGGAAGAGGACGCAGCGAGCGACGUGACGGAGGGACACGACGAUGAAGAUCAGAUGUACGAAGGAGAAUACCAGGGGAUUCCACAUCCUGAUGAGGUGAAGGCCGCACAGAGAGCCGCACGGGAGAAGUCCAGAGAAGGCGGCAGCGCUGCGUCUGAGCUAGAGGAGUUAUCGGAGCAGUAUGAGGACAUCAUGCAGGACUGCGGCCACGGGAAGUUCCAGUGGAUGCUCUUCAUGGUGCUGGGUCUGGCUCUCAUGGCCGACGGAGUCGAAUGCUACGUGGUGGCGUUCGCUCUGCCGUCAGCCGAGAAGGACCUUUGUCUGUCCAAUGCGGAGAAAGGGAUGCUGGGUAAGAGCUGACAUCAUAAAUACCACUGAA
Molecule: messenger RNA, 1045 nt
Organism: Poecilia latipinna (sailfin molly)
Lineage: Eukaryota; Metazoa; Chordata; Actinopteri; Cyprinodontiformes; Poeciliidae
Product: synaptic vesicle glycoprotein 2B-like
Exons: 3
Coding region: 553-1026 (157 amino acids)
Cellular component (GO): neuron projection; synaptic vesicle membrane
Source: RefSeq, a predicted model, not a curated record